Setaria italica (foxtail millet) is the source of this 661-nucleotide messenger RNA. Its product is annotated as peptidyl-prolyl cis-trans isomerase FKBP12. Gene Ontology annotation, molecular function: peptidyl-prolyl cis-trans isomerase activity. The record is from RefSeq and is a predicted model, not a curated record. Lineage: Eukaryota; Viridiplantae; Streptophyta; Magnoliopsida; Poales; Poaceae. The transcript has 5 exons. The coding region runs from base 100 to 438 and encodes 112 amino acids.
AAAUAUCGCCCCACUGCCUCCGGUCGCAAUUCGCACCACAGCCGCCGCCUCCCAGAGAAAGCCGUCGAGUUUAGGAGAAAGUCGGAGGGGAAGAGAAGGAUGGGCUUCGAGAAGGAGAUCCUGAGAGACGGCACCGGCCCCAAGCCAACAAAGGGCCAGAAGGUCACCGUCCACUGCACCGGCUACGGGAAGGAUCGUGAUCUAUCCAAGAAGUUUUGGAGCACCAAGGACCCAGGGCAGCAGCCAUUCAGUUUCAACAUUGGUUUGGGUUCAGUGAUCAAAGGCUGGGAUGAGGGAGUUAUGACCAUGCAAGUGGGUGAAGUUGCUCGUAUCCAGUGCACCCCGGACUAUGCUUAUGGAGCCAAUGGAUUUUCAGCCUGGGGAAUUCAACCGAACUCGGUGCUGGUGUUCGAGAUUGAAGUCAUCAGUGCCCAGUAAUUCGCAGUGCAAUUCUGGAUGGAGCUAUGGAGCAUUGGCCAUGCCUUAAGUACUGAAAUAAUUCCGUUGUCACCUCAUGCUACACAGCAGACUGGUGUCCUUAGUGAAUCCUGUGAAACUUUUAACACUUCGUGGCCGUGAUAUAUUGAGUUUAUGGUGUUUCUUGUGGUACAACUCUUGGUCAAGUUCUCGUCGCUGACAGUAAACCGUUUACUUUCGAUGC